Molecule: messenger RNA, 1617 nt
Organism: Spodoptera littoralis (African cotton leafworm)
Lineage: Eukaryota; Metazoa; Arthropoda; Insecta; Lepidoptera; Noctuidae
Source: the annotation of a GenBank genome assembly
AUGCCGACUUGUGAGGUGUGCCAACAACCCGCGAACCAGAUCUGUGGAGGAUGCAAACUGGUAUAUUACUGCUCCAGACCGCACCAAAAACUAGGAUGGAGAGAAGGUCACAAAUUCAAAUGCUGCGCCUUCAAGAUCCAGUACUCAGACACAUUAGGACGACACAUGGUCGCCACAAGAGACAUACAACAAGGAGAAAUGAUCCUCAGAGAGAAACCUGCCAUCAUUGGGCCAAGGAUCUCAUGUCCAACUAUCUGUUUGUCAUGCGGCAAAAAUCUGGACCCCCAAGAAAUUAAUAGCAACUGGGAUUAUUAUAAAUGUUCAAAGUGCAACUGGCCGAUGUGUGGCCCGGAGUGCGAAGCUGCUGAUGUUCACAAACCGGAGUGCAAAGCCAUGACUGACAGGAAAUAUAAAUGUGAUAUAAAAUACCAAGGCCCUAAUAAAAUCCAAGCGGCCUACUGUGUUAUUUCGCCUCUCAGAGUGCUAUUGAUGAGUACGUCUAACCCACUUCAAUAUGAAAAUUUAAUGAAUCUCGAAUCCCAUUUGGAAGACAGGAUAAACACCCCUCUGUAUACAGUCUUAAAGGCUAAUUUGGUGACGUUCAUAGUUCAAGUGCUUGGAUUGCCUUUCGAUGAAGAAACAAUAUUGAAGGUCGCGUCUAUAUUUGAUACAAAUGCUUUCGAUGUAAGAUCACCGGAUGGGUCUACUAGACUGCGGGCUAUUUAUUUGACAGCUUCGAUGAUGGACCAUAGCUGUAAAGCUAAUACGAGGCACAUAUUUAUAGGUGAAGAUUACCAUAUGGCUAUGAUAGCGACGGUGCCGAUAUCUAAAGGAGAACUGAUAACGACGACGUACACUCAGAGUUUGUGGGGAACAUUGGAUAGACGGAAGCAUUUGCAGACAAACAAGUACUUCGAUUGUGAAUGUGACAGAUGCAAGGAUCCUACAGAAUUCGGUACACAUUUGGGGAACAUUUACUGUUCUGUAUGUAACAGUGCUUUCGCUCCGAACGUUGAAGGGCGUGGUGCAAUGUUGGUGUCAACAAAUCCGUUGAAUGAAACCGCGUCAUGGAAAUGUGAGAAAUGCGAACAUUUUAUUUUGAGCAAACAGAUGGUGUGGGGAAAUAACGCAUUGAAACAAGAUCUUCAGAGACUGAAUAAGACGGAUCCGAAUCAGUUCGAAGAGUUCAUUGAGAAGUACAGCCAGACGUUACAUCCUAGCAACCAUUUAGUAGUGCAAGCCAAGUUGGCAUUGGUACAAAUAUAUGGGAACUAUAAAGGAUAUAGCUUGACAGAACUACCAAAUGCACUGCUCAGAAGAAAGGUAGACCUCUGCCACGAGCUGCUGGAGAUAGCUGAUAAACUAGAACCUGGCUGGACUAAGUUCAGAGGGACCUUACUUUUAGAACUUCAAUCCGCUAUGACUAUGAAGACUAAGAGAGAAUUUGAAACUGGAAAACUGACUAAGGCUGCUGCUCAGGAUGAGCUGAUGGAAAGCUUGGUGCUGCUCCAGGAGGCAACCAAUAUAUUAAAGGUAGAAUCACACAUGAAGACCACUCUCGAAUCAAAGAUCAGCGAACUGACCUCCCUCUUAGACACCACUGCAGCUGAAACUUAG